AUGGCACUUGACAACGAACAGACCCUCACCACCAUAUCACGGGACGAAGACGUGCCCAGAUUCGCGCAGGUCAUCGGCGCGGCGUUUUCCAACGAUGGGCUCAAUCGAUACCUCUUCCUAGGCCAUGAGUCACGGCCCGACCAUCCCAAACUAUCGCAACACGACCUGCGAGUCCAGUUCUGGAUACCAAUCAUCACGGACCGGUACAAAAAUGGAGGUAUCUUGGUGCAAACGUACGACUUUGCAGCAGUGGCACUGUGGCUCCCCCCAGGCACCAAGAAGCCUGUCCCUAGCGGCGCUGUCUCCGAAGGAGCGGCCGAGUACCGCGCGAAGUUCGACGCGAUGAAGAAAAAGUACAUGGGCGACCGUCCUUAUUGGUAUCUCAAUCUCAUUGGCAGAUCACCCUCGAGGCACGAAAAAGGUGCCGUCCGCGGCUUGAUCGAACCAUUCGUGCAGAAGGCCCGCGAUCAAAACGUCCCGGUCUGGCUGGAAGCCACCAAUCCACACGCUAGAGACGUGUACGCUCACUUCGGGUUCCAAGUAGCCGAGGAAGUGCGGAUAGGCCAAGGAGUCGUCAACGCCGAAGGAUGGGCUCAGGAAGGUGGAGAAGGGGUCCUACUGUGGGGUAUGCUGAUAGAAGCUUGA
Cladophialophora yegresii CBS 114405 is the source of this 645-nucleotide messenger RNA. RefSeq lists its product as uncharacterized. NCBI's taxonomy places the organism in Eukaryota, Fungi, Ascomycota, Eurotiomycetes, Chaetothyriales, Herpotrichiellaceae. The transcript has 3 exons. The record is from RefSeq and is a predicted model, not a curated record. The coding region runs from base 1 to 645 and encodes 214 amino acids.